Aedes aegypti (yellow fever mosquito) is the source of this 977-nucleotide messenger RNA. RefSeq names its product inner centromere protein B. The coding region runs from base 134 to 763 and encodes 209 amino acids. NCBI's taxonomy places the organism in Eukaryota, Metazoa, Arthropoda, Insecta, Diptera, Culicidae. The transcript is spliced from 5 exons. The record is from RefSeq and is a predicted model, not a curated record.
AGUCACCUUUCGAAAAACAAACGGAACAGAUUGUUGUCGUGAAUCCAGCGAAUCCAGUAAAGUGAUUUUGUCGAUUUUGCUUGUUUUUUUCGGAAUAUUUCUGUUUUUCCUUAUCUAAAACUGAAAUACCAUCAUGGAUAUGGAAAAUUUGGAGAAAAACUCGAUUGCCGAAUUGGUCGACGAGCAAACCAAGCUGCAGGAGAAAAUGCAUUCGGCCAUCGAGGGCAUCAGCCAGGAUGCCCAAACAGCGUCCAAUGAGAUGGUGCGAUCGAACCACAAAGAGGCACUCGUGGAGCUCGAAUGCAGAAAGGAGUGGGAAGAAAGUUUGCCCAGUUUGGUGAAUCCGGCUUGUUCGGUCAAGCGAGAUCUUCCCCCGGAACUGGUGAACCUCUACGAGCAGGAACGGGAGCUGGAACGCGGCCUGCAUCGCCGUCGGGAAGCGAUUCAAGCCCUGCUGGAUGAAUCAGCAAACACCAAAUGGGCGGACAUCGAUUCGGCACGUCGCAAAGCGACUUUCCUCCGGCAGCAGUUCCUCCAGAAGAAGACCGAAGAGGAACGGGUUCGCGCUGCGAUCCAGGAGGAACGCGACAACGCAGCGGAGCGGAUCGAAAAGCUGGCCAAACUGUUGGAGGAAAUGAAACAACGGAAGCGACGUCUGGAGGCCAAUAAUGUCCAACAGAAGCAGGAUUCAAAGCAUUUGGAUAAUGACCUGGAUCGGUUGGUGCGUGAGCUGAACGCGUUGAAGACAUCGAACAAUAAUUAACAAGGCGGAGAAAAAUGUGCGCAAAGGUAAACUACUGAACGUCCGCGACUGAAUUUUUAGUUUUAUUACGUUGCUUUUAUUAUUAUUCUAAAUGUUCAAAACUAACUAAUUCAUUUAGUUUCUUCUGGCAUUAGAUCUGAUGUUUCAUGUGAUACAGUAACUUCUGUAUGUUUUUGUAGAACUUUGUUAAUAAAUCGCUGGUUCUUCUUCUGAA